CGUUUAAAAACACUGUGCCUGAGUUGUUGGUACCCUUUUUGCAUAUUCCUUUUUUUUUCUUUGCUUUCCCUUGUAGACUUUCUCCUUUCUUUGUUCGUUUGAUGCAUAUCCUUUGCCUUACCACUUGGACUUCUGUUUGAAGAAUAAGAAAAAGCAAACCAGAAAGGACCCUGUUUCAGAAAGGUACCUGUUUUGUUUUUGGGGGUCCUGUUCCUGUUCCUGCUUUUGUGUUUGUUUUGUCUUCCAGAUAUGAAGCCUCUCCAUUUUGCUUCUGUAUGGUCGGAACAGAAGGGUCGAUCGUUCAUCUACAGUAUUUUUAUUGUGGUUUCCAUGAUUUGUGCUGUCUACUUCAUUGGUGGUGCAUUCAUUUCGGAGGAAUACAGAGAAAGAUUAGCAAGAUGGGAAGUAAUGGAGACACUUUGGAAUGGGAAAUCUAAGACAUGCAAGGAUCAAUGUCGGCCUCCUGGAAGUGAAGCAUUACCGCAAGCGAUUGUCACCAAAACAUCCAACUUGGAAAUGCGGCCUUUGUGGGGCUCCACCGUCGAAGAUAACCGCAAUUUGUCAAUGAACUUAUUAGCCAUUGCAGUUGGGAUUAAGCAAAAAGAAGUUGUAGAUAGAAUUGUUAAAAAGUUUCCAGCUAGCGAUUUUGUUGUGAUGCUAUUUCAUUAUGAUGGUGUUGUGGACCAAUGGAGUGAUUUAACUUGGAGUGAUCGAGCCAUACAUGUGUCUGCUGGAAAUCAAACAAAAUGGUGGUUCGCCAAGCGUUUCCUGCAUCCGGACAUACUUGCUGAAUAUGAUUAUGUAUUUCUUUGGGAUGAGGACAUUGGAGUUGAUAAUUUUGAUCCAAGACGAUAUCUGUUGAUUGUCAAAGAUGAGGGGCUUGAAAUAUCGCAGCCUGCACUUGAUCCUAAGUCUAAUGUGCAUUAUCAACUAGCCAUUCGACAGAGAAAAUCCAAUGUUCACAGAAGGAUGUACAAAUUUAAGGGCAGCGGGAGGUGUGAUGACCACAGCACUGCUCCUCCAUGUACAGGCUGGGUUGAAAUGAUGGCACCUGUGUUCUCAAGGGCAGCCUGGCGAUGUGCAUGGUAUAUGAUCCAGAAUGACUUGAUCCAUGCAUGGGGCCUGGACAAGCUGCUCGGUUAUUGUGCACAAGGUGAUCGAACAAAAAAUGUUGGUGUAGUUGAUUCAGAGUACAUAUUUCAUCUUGGUCUUCCUACACUUGGUACUUUGGAUGGACAUGAGACACCAUCCAACUCCAGCAAAAUCGAUAAUAGACCUGAGGUAAGAAAACAAUCCUAUAUAGAGAUGCAGAUUUUCAACAAUAGAUGGAAUAAAGCUGUAAAGGGGGACCAGUGUUGGAUCGACCCUUAUCAAGUCUCAGCCAACCAAAGCAUACAUUAACACAAUGUCCAAUCCGAGCCAUCAUUUGUACAUAAUACAAGAAAUUGGCUCCUACCUGUAUAGACACCUUCGUACACAAUUCUGUUGGGCCUCGCGAAAGAUCGGAUGGUAAUAUAACCAUUAUUUGAUACCAAAAGUCAUGAGCUUGUGAGAUUUUUCUCUCAACAAAUGUCCGGUUAAUUCUUCACGGGUUGCAGAACAGUAUAUGGUCGAAUGCAAUGCUAUGUGGUGCAAAUUUUGGUUCUGAUAGUUUGACAGUUUCUUUUUUUUCUUUUUUUUUUGGAGUUUGAUAAUUUGUUUAACUCAAUGUAAAUAUGGCUUGUUGUAGAGACAAGUUCGAACAAGAUUUUGUGCUCGCUUACUAAACGAACUGAUCUUGAAAGAGAUUGAGUUCUGCUCACGAAUAACAAUGGUGGUGUUCAUAGUGCAA
This is a messenger RNA of Tripterygium wilfordii, 1831 nucleotides long. RefSeq lists its product as uncharacterized. The transcript is spliced from 14 exons. The coding region runs from base 250 to 1401 and encodes 383 amino acids. NCBI's taxonomy places the organism in Eukaryota, Viridiplantae, Streptophyta, Magnoliopsida, Celastrales, Celastraceae. The record is from RefSeq and is a predicted model, not a curated record.